This is a messenger RNA of Tilletiaria anomala UBC 951, 1178 nucleotides long. RefSeq lists its product as uncharacterized. The record is from RefSeq and is a predicted model, not a curated record. The transcript has 2 exons. The coding region runs from base 22 to 678 and encodes 218 amino acids. Lineage: Eukaryota; Fungi; Basidiomycota; Exobasidiomycetes; Georgefischeriales; Tilletiariaceae.
GCUCGACAGGAAGGGCCACGAAUGCGAGCAGCUCGAUCCGAGCAACUCCACACAGCACUUUGCCUCGUAAUGGAGUCUUGCAACACCGCGAAUGGCCACGCUGCCCCUACCGCCGGCGAGUUGUCCUCGACUCUCGAUCAGCUCUCCAUCUUCGAUCCAGACCUCUUCCCAACCCUUCUUCCACGCAUACACGAGCUUAUGACACUUAUCAUCGAGGCUUCAAAGGACGUAAAUAGUCUCGCACAGCCAGAUACGGAGACUUCUGGUGCCGCUCCAGCCCAAACAUUACCUGGUCUGGCACUCGCGUCGGCUACUGCACCAGCCCCACCCGGGCAGCAAAGCACCUCAUCCCUUCCGUCUUUCGUGCUUGGUGCGACGUCGGAGGAGGAGAUGACCAAUACCUGGGACGACUAUGCGUUCCAGCAGACGGUCAAGCGCUCGGUGGCACGGCCUACAGAGCUACAAAAAAAGAUCGUGCGCGAAGCACAGAUACUGCGAGAGACCCUCAGCAAUGCACGCCUCGCUGUUGAACAGCUAUCCGGUGGUGGGUUAAGCCUGAAGAGGCAGAGGGAGGUCAUAGAAAUGCUUGAGAAGCAGGAAAUACGCCAAAAAGAGCUAGAGGCGAGCUUUGUCGCCCGAUCUGCAUUUCCAACACCGAGUGACAUGGAUACUUCAUAGAGGCCACUGUGACAUCUUCACCCGCCUCACAUGGAGGGCUCCUGGACAGCAUGGGGUAUACAUUGAUAUUGCUGCACUAUUGCGCGAUUGCGUAAGCGCUCUAUUUACGGUUAACUGUCGUCGAUGGGUACGCCACAUCCCUCGCCCCGCACACCGUACACGGCUACGUAGUUAACGCACUGGCCAGCAUGUCAGCAAGCUGGCGCCUUCCAACACUGCUAGGCAAGCCAUUGCCCACGUUCCCUUGACCGACGCUGUCACGCCGAGAAAAGUGCGACAGGUGCGACAGUUUUUUUUCGCUGCCCCAGUCAGAGCGAGUGCGAUCAUUCUCGACGAGCGCGGCCGCCUGACGGCUAAUGGGCACAUCGCACGGCGUUUGGCUUCACUUACUGGCGCGUCAGUGCGAAAGAGAUAGGAACGUGUGUUCGUACGUAUAAGCACAAUAAUACAAAAUGGGAAUGGUCAUUCAUUUGGUUUCAACCAGAUGGACGUGCAUGAGG